ACGUCCUUGCAGGGGACGUUAAUGCGGUUUGGGCCUCUUAACUGCACCUUGUUGCCAAUGAAAGAACCAACAGCGGACUAUUUCUGGCGCCAUGGAGGAUGACGGACAGACUAGAUGGUGCCAUUGUGAUUCUAAGGAGACGGACAGUUCUGGCUGAAACAAUGACGGCGUGGAACUCGGACUGAACCUCACCCAACCCCAGCCCUGGAUCAAGCAGCAUCAACACUUAACGAUCUCCCGGCCUUUAAACAUCAGCAUAUUUAUAAAAAGGUGCCUUUCUCGUUAGUGUGAGCGCAAGAAGCCGAGGUGACUCCAUUGGCUGCAAGGACAGGCGGUGCAUGUAACUUGGCCUGCAGGUCCCCAGAGAGGACCAGGCAAAGGAGUUGGGUUACACACUGACAAGCCUUAUACAUGUUUCAUCUGAUGCUCACUACAGAAGCCCCCUUUUUACUAUCCAGCCUUUUGAGAGAGUUUUGUUCCAUAAGACUGCUCUUCCACUGAACUGAUGCAUACCGAUUAUCAGACUGGUCAGACCCAGGAUUACUGCUAUCAGGACUCUUGAAAGCUUUGUUAGAGCCAGCAACAAGAAGAGGGUCCAAGCAUCAGCAGUCUCGAGGGAGAAUCCACCUGUCCCUGGAUCACCUCAAGAGGUGGCCAUGACCGACACCCUUAGGCCUCCAUCGCUCCAAGUGAGCGUUCCGAGCGAUUCCCCGGCGUACUCCGACGGCGGAAGCCACACCGUGUCGGAUUGCUCCAUGAGAUCCAGCUCCUCCACCCCGACGCUGCGCCGCAAGCGCUUCAAGAUGCGCCGCAUGAGGAAUGUGCCCAGCGAGAGGGAACUGGAGAGGGCUCAAAGUCACCUCAAGGCUCGGCAUCGAUCGGGCUCAAAGGAAUACCUGCAGCUGCCCUCCAUCGAGAUCACGCCAUCCAGUGACGAAGACGCUCUCUCGUCGUGGUCCAGCUGCUCCACGCCCAGUGCCUCACCGCGACGCAAGCGCUUCCUGUUGAGGAAAUGGCUGAAAGUCAGAGAGAAGAAGGAGCAAGGCAGUGAGAGCAGCAGCCAGCAGAGCAGCCAGCAGAGCAGCCAGCAGAGCAGCCAUGAAGAUGACACCACGCGCUUCUUGACUCCGUUAAUCCGAGAGGAGAGGUCUGACAGUGCCGCCGACAAAAUCAGCACUGCCAGUAACUCGAACAAGAGCACGCCCGCUUGCUCGCCCGUCCUGCGCAAACGCUCGCGCUCUCCGACACCACAGAGCCAGGAGGGCGACAACAUGGUGGAGAAGGGCUCGGACCACUCCUCGGACAAGUCCCCCUCCACGCCCGAGCAGGUCGUGCAGCGGACCUACUCCCUGCAGUCGGCGCGCAGCGGGGGCAAGAACUCCAAGUCUCACAAGCGACUUUCCAAAAAGAGCCAAAGCUGGUACAACCAUGAACGACAACAUAUCAUGAGAGUGCUGAGUCCCACAUACAAGCAGCGCAAUGAGGACUUCAGGAAACUCUUCAAGCAUCUACCUGACACAGAGAGACUCAUUGUGGACUACUCCUGUGCUCUGCAACGGGACAUCCUCCUGCAGGGACGACUCUACCUCUCCGAGAACUGGAUCUGUUUCUAUAGCAACAUCUUCCGCUGGGAAACGCUGCUGACGGUGCGAUUAAAGGACAUCUGCUCGAUGACGAAAGAGAAGACUGCCCGCCUCAUUCCCAACGCCAUCCAGGUCUGCACUGACAAUGAGAAGCACUUUUUCACCUCCUUUGGAGCCAGGGACAGGACGUACAUGAUGAUGUUCAGACUUUGGCAGAAUGCACUGCUCGACAAGCCGCUAUGCCCCAAAGAGUUGUGGCAUUUUGUCCAUCAGUGCUACGGCAACGAGCUCGGACUAACCAGCGAUGACGAGGACUACGUUCCCCCCGACGACGACUUCAACACCAUGGGGUUCAGUGAGGAGAUUCCCAAUGAGGAGAACGAGCUCAACAAUGACAACUUGUCCAAGAGCAGCGCAGAGGCCAAACCGGAUGGAAGUCCUCCUCCUCUACACAAGAAGGUGGUCCCUAACAGCACCAUCGACACGCCAAUCACAUUGGACCUACCCGCAGACGAUUUCGCAGACUGCCCGACGGACGGCGAGCUGCUAGCCGUGCCCCUGCUGGUGGACGAGAGGAACAACGACAUUGCCGGCACCGGUGGCCCUGUACCGUCGCCCUCACUCGACUUCAACGACAACGAGGACAUCCCCACCGAGCUCAGCGACUCCUCAGAGACGCACGAUGAGGGUGAAGUUCAGGCCUUCCACGAGGACCUGAACGGGCGGCAACACAUUAACGAGAUCUACAAGUUCAGCGUGGACAAGCUCUACGACAUCCUCUUCACCGAGUCACAGUUCAUGAGCGACUUCAUGGACCAGAGGCGGUUCUCUGAUGUGGUGUAUCACCCGUGGAAGAAGGAGGAGGCCGGCAACCAGACCAGGGAGAUCAUGUACACCAUCUCUCUGUCCAACCCCUUGGCCCCCAAGACAGCUACGGUCACGGAGACACAGACUCUGUACAAAGCCAGUCAGGAGAGCGAGUGCUACAUCAUCGACGCCGAGGUAAUCACGCACGACGUGCCCUACCACGACUACUUCUACACCCUCAACCGCUACAUGCUCACCCGGGUGGCCAAGAACAAGUGUCGUUUACGGGUAUCGACAGAGCUGCGCUUCAGGAAGCAGCCGUGGGGGCUGGUGAAGGGCUUCAUAGAGAAGAACUUCUGGAGCGGGCUGGAGGAGAACUUUCGCCAUCUUGAACUUGAGCUGUCCAAGCUGGAGGACAUGCUCACCGAGUCCCAUCAGCUCUCCCCGAAAGCUAACAAGGUGGUGAAGAACGCCACGGUGAGGCGGAAGAAGAGGCCCACACCCCACAUGCGUGGCCAGCAUAUGGACGAGGCGCUCAGUCCCGUCACCACGCCGACGGACGAGGAGGUCAUCCAGCGCAUCAAACAAGUGGCGGGCUCCACGCAGACCCGGCAUCAGAGUCCGCAGCACUGCCACCUGCCGGGAGGCUUUGCUUUGUACAGCAUCUCCAAACUGCUGCUUAUCAUCAGCUUUGUUCUGGUCUUGCUGGUGGUCCUCAACAUGAUGCUCUUCUACAAGCUGUGGAUGCUGGAGUACUCUGCACAGUCCUUAACCACUUGGCAAGGUGUGCGGCUACAUGAAAGCAAACUUCCCCAAACACAAAUGGAGUGGGCCCAGCUCCUGGAGGCGCAGCAGCGUUACCAUGACGGCGAGCUGCAGAAGUGGCGGGAGAUAAUCAAGUCGUCUGUGGUGCUGCUCGACCAGAUGAAAGACUCUUUACUCAACCUCCAGCUAGGCAUCGGCUUGAGGGACUUCAGCUCGGAGAGCGACGACAAGACGAGUCACGACCACUGAUCCGCAACCGCCACAAAAGGCCGAGAGGGCAUGCUGUGCAAUAUUGGACCACUUUUUUUUGUUUGUUUCUUUGUAUUACAAGUCUGUGUGCAGGGAGCAGAGACCAGGGAAGAGCUGGUCCGGGAUCAGUCGUGAAAGGCUAGGAAGCGUCACUGAGGUGUUGUGGGGCACUGCCCCCACCCCCCCGACACCCACCCUACUGUAAGCCAUGUAUGCUUAGGCAGGGAGAAGAAACUACUGCAUGCAUUUAGACCACUUACAGUAAGUCCCCUCAGUGUUCAUGUGGUUCCAGUCUGUGCGUGUACAACAACAAAAAACCCAGAAGAGGACAUUUGGAGGUUUCUACUCUCUCUUGACUGUUCCAAAUGGUCCCCCUAGAGGUCCUCGCUGCAGCGUCUCCUUGCAGUACGCUAGUGGUCUUCUUGUCAGGGCUGGUUCCCCGACCACACAAUCUGCUUUCAUAGCAGAAUGUAGAAGUAGAAUGUAUAGAAUAACCACUUUCAAUAAGAGACACUGCAGCCAGACUCGUAGGGGGACGUCUUCUUACGUGUUUUAUUACUAAACUGUGACUAUAUCGCUUUAGAAGUGUUUUCAAUUAGAAAGAUUAUAUUUGAAAUAUGAGUAUUUCAUGAUUUAAUAUAUAUAUAUUUCAAAAUAUAUGAGCAUUACCUAUAUUUAUUGUUCAUUUAUGUACAUAAGAAAUGACCAGAGCUCUCGAGCUGUUGAAGAAUUUCUAAGAAAAAAAGUUUUUUUCUUUCAAAAAUAAAUAAAUAAAUGCAUGCCAGAUAUGUCUGUGACAUGUCCAGUGUGCAAGUACGAGUCUGCUUUUGUGCGAUUAUGUUCGCACGUGUGUGUGUGUGUGUGUGUGUGUGUGUGUGUGUGUGUGUGUGUGUGUGUGUGUGUGUGUGUGUGUGUGUGUGUGUGUGUGUGUGUGUGUGUGUGUGUGUGUGUGUGUGUGUGUGUGUGUGUGUGUGUGUGUGUGUGUGUGUGUGUGUGUGUGUGUGUGUGUGUGUGAGUGAGUGAGUGAGUGUACGAAUGUGUGUGUGAGUGAGUGCACGUGUGUGUGCUGUAAAGUGUGACAUUUUUAUCAUUCCACACCUUUUUUUUUUAGUGUUCCGUUUCUGGUUCCUGCAGCCAGACUUGCCUUUUUUUUUUUUUUAUACGUAUGCAUUAAGGUGCAGCUUUGCUUUUAGCCCCAUUCAGACUAACUUUUACAAUCCCAAAGUUUUUAAUCAAAUGUUUUGGGGGUAAAAACUGCAUAAAUUGCCGCAAUCAGUGGUCAUUUUUGUAAAUCACACAGGAAGCAAAUGAAGAUGAAAAAGGUUUCAAGUCACGAGCAGGGGAGAACCAAGAGAGCUCUGCUGCCUCACGCAGCAGAGAAAGGACAGGGAGAGGCGGUAGGGAUGCAAUCAGGAAAAAAAGUUUGUUAAUUGUUUUUAAUGGGAUUUUUUAACACACACAGUCCUAAUGUUAAAAGAAAAGCAACUUGUAAUUCAACACAAAUAAAGUGGUCAUUGAAAUUGACUGUUGCAAGUAAAAAAAUGUGUAAUGUUUAAAAGUGGUAAUUUUAAGUGAAAACUUGGCAGUAAUAACACAAAACAAGACACACUCAUGAAUUUACUUUCUACGUGACCAAAAAUGUUACAUUAACAUGUAACAUGCCAAAAAUAAAUAAAAAAGUGGUAAUUUUAUAUGGAAGAUGGUAAGAACACACAAAGACAAUCAGCAAGUUUCUCCAAAUGUGACCGAAACAUGUUUACAUUGUAGGAGAAUAAAGUUGUAAACUUGCAAGAGAAAAUGUGUAAUUUUACAAAACUAAAGUGGUAAUUUUGUGUGGAAAAAUUGACAGGAAAAAUGCAAAAAAAAUUAAAAAAAGACACAUUGGACAAAUUGCUCCAAAAUUGAGCAAAAAUAAAUACAUUUUACCAGAAUAAAGUUGUAAUAUUACAAUAAAAAACUUUAUUUUAUGAAAAUUAAGUUGUCAUUUUAUGUGAAUUUGAUGUUGGGGGAAAAUGAAAGACAAACUAAGCAAAUUGCUCCAAAUGUAACCAAAACAUUUUGGAAAAAAAGUUGGUAAUUUUAUAAUAAAGAAAUUGACAGUAAGAACACUGAAAGACACACUCAAUAGGUUAUUAGUGGAUUACAAGAUUACAAUUGUAAAAUUAUAAUAAAUAACUCGUAGUUUAAAAAAAAAAAAAAAAAAAAGGUAAUUGUAUGUGAAAAAUUGACAGGAAAAACACAAAAAGACCUAUUCAGCAAAUUGUUCCAGAUUAUACCAAAUAAUACAUUUUACAAAAAUAAAGUCGUAAUGAUAUACUGACUGUACAAACAGACUAAAUAUGACCAAAAAUGUUCACAUUUUAAUACAUUGUUUGUUAAAUUAUACUUUUUUUCUUGUAAUUGUAUUAAUUUAAUACGAAUAUAUUUAAAAAAUAAAGUGGCAAUUUUGUCUUAAAAAAACUAAGAGUUAGAACACAGAAAGACACACUCCGCAAAUUACUACAAAUGAGACCAAAACUAAAUACAUUUUACCAGAAUGAAAUAUUAAGAAUAGAAGACAUCACAUAAUUUUAAAUGAAGGAAAUUGCAAAAUAAAAAAUAUUCUUUCAAAUAAAUGAAGAAAAUGCAUUUCAUGAGGUCAAUGUCAUAUUAAAAACAACACAUUUUCCCAAUUUUAAAAAGCUGGUAUUAGCGGAAAAAUAUCUAAUAUGGGGGGAAAUAAAUUGUGACUUCCACAUAAAAACUAAAAAAUCUCUUUGCUUCGCUUUUUCACCAAGUAUUAACUACAAAUAUGUAUGGAAUAGCAAAAGUAUUACUUUUUUCACGACAGCGCCAUCUGCCUGAGCUAGUGGGGCACUGCCUCACUUGCCCAUAAUGCAAAAAAAAAACACACACACACAAAAUGCCACUGGUUGCAAACCAAGUUUUCCCAAGAUGUCACACUUUAGAACUGGAAUGAUUCUUUUGUGUGGGAUGCAAGGAAAAAGCAUGAGAAUGAACCAAAAGACAUCCCUGUAGAAAUGUAACCAUGAUGUACUGUAUGUACUGUACAAUGAAGUAUUGCUAUUAUAGUACGUGUACUGGAUUGGCUUUCAACAGCAUGUAUAAAAGAAGCUAGAAAAGCUGAUAACAAUAACUGAAAGCACUUCCAAACGUCCUUGUGUUCCAACAAUUCAAGAGAGAGAGAGAAGCACUUUAUUAUUAAUAAUAAUAAUACUAUUAUCAAGGUGAUGCAGGAACAUUUUUAAGAAACAACUUCGUUAUCUAAAAAAAAAAACUUGCUCUUGAUGAAAAGGACUUCCCCAAAAAGAGAAUAUUGUUCUAUUCUGUGUGUUCUACGUGCUUGUGAUGUUUAGGAGGGAAAAAGGAAUCUUAAAUGUGGAAAAGUAUGAACUGCUGCUGCUGCCUUGAAAAAAAAAUCACUGACAUUAUUUUCUAAGAAUAUAAUAUACAGUAUAUAUAUAUAUAUAUAUAUAAAACCACUAUGACAUACUUGAUGACACUGAAGGGUGAAGGAGAUUUUAUGCUGUUGAUGUGAUGGUACAGAAUGUCAGCAAAAAAUGUGAAAUGCUUUAAUGUGUUGUUUUUUAGAUGUUUUUGUUUGAGGAAAAACUCAACUCAAGGAGAUGGGUAUUGAUUCUAAUUCAUUCAUUCAUUUUUUUUUUAUUUUUUUUU
Molecule: messenger RNA, 7079 nt
Organism: Nerophis lumbriciformis (worm pipefish)
Lineage: Eukaryota; Metazoa; Chordata; Actinopteri; Syngnathiformes; Syngnathidae
Source: RefSeq, a predicted model, not a curated record